Messenger RNA from Octopus bimaculoides (California two-spot octopus), 2482 nucleotides. Its product is annotated as single-strand DNA endonuclease ASTE1. NCBI's taxonomy places the organism in Eukaryota, Metazoa, Mollusca, Cephalopoda, Octopoda, Octopodidae. The record is from RefSeq and is a predicted model, not a curated record. Gene Ontology annotation, molecular function: nuclease activity.
UAGUUAUUAUUUACUUUGGAAUUGAUCAGAAUGACACGUGGAAGACUAGCGGGACCGCAAUUCAUCGUUCCAGAAAUUCAAAUCGUCAACCGUGAAUUAAUCUUGGCAUAUCACCCAUUUAGCCGAAUCACGAGACAAGAUUUUUCAGUGGUUAGCACGGCGUCGUCUAAUUAUGCAUUUAUACACGUGCGAAAAUUGUAAUUCGCUGUUACCUUACUACAGCAUUUGUUGCUUAACAAUUUUACAUUGUAUGUGUGGCAGAGAAAACAAAUGACAGUGCUGAAUGACCAAUAUUUUUGACAUCAGAAUUGUAGUACAAUGGGUGUCACAGGACUUGCUUCCUUUGUUAAAUCACAGCAAUGUUUUGAUAACAAAUAUAGGUUGCAUGAUUGCAAGAUAGUUAUUGAUGCUAACAAUUUGUAUCAUUUUAUAUAUCAUCAUCAUAAAGUACCUUACCGAUGUGGUGGAGAUUAUCAUUUAUUCGUUGCUAAAAUCAAAAUGUAUUUUAAGACCUUUGAAACUUGCAAUAUAUCACCUUAUCUUGUAUUUGAUGGUGGUUAUGAAACCGAUAAUCGAAAAUUAAAUACAUGUCUCUCUAGAGCUCGUCAGCGCAUACAUAUGUCCCAGUCUCUGGCACGAGGAGGAUCUGGAAGUGUUACACCAGCUCUGACUUCUCAAACAUUUCUCAAUGUUAUAAAAGAUCUUGGCAUUCCUUGUGUUGUAGGAGAUUUUGAAGCAGAUAGUCAACUCAUGCUUUUGGCUAACCAAUGGAAUUGUCCAGUGCUUAGCAACGACAGUGAUUUUUACAUUUAUGAUGUAACUGGAGGAUUUAUAACGUUGGACAGUGUAGAUUACAACCCCAAAUCAUUCAAAGAAGAAAGUUCUGGCAAAAUGUACAAGUUUUUGGAAUGUCAAAUUUAUUUCUGCAAAAAUUUCAUUGAUUUGUUUCCCGGACUGGAUAAAAGUUUACUGCCACUUUUUAGUACACUUUGUGGGAAUGAUUAUGUUAGUUCCAAAGGAGUGUUUGAUAAAUUUUUUUGCAAUAUAAAGAAAGCUCCAGAUAAUUUUGGUCUGAAUAUUGCUCGUCGCAAGCAAAAUACUAUGUUUCUUUCACUUUUAUAUUGGCUCCAUAAUCAAAGUUCCAUUGAAGAAGCUAUUACAAAUAUUUUGAAUUUUUUCAAAAUUGCAGAGAGGAAAAAAUUGCAAACAUUAAUAAGUAAAUCAGUUACUAGUUAUAUUAGUGUGGAAUCUUCUUUUGAUAUGAAAGAAUAUUUUGAAACAGACAAGUUAGUUUUUAAAUCACCAGGUUUCAAAAAGUUUUGUCACAACUGUAUUCUACCAGAAUGGUUCAUUCACAGAUUAAAAAGAUGUCAACUUUCUGUAUCAUUUCUUAAUUUAGUGCGCUUACGGCGAAUCAUUCUAAUGAGUCAGAUUGAACAUAUGAGUUAUCCAUCUGUCUACGAAUGUUCCACUUAUAUCAGACAAGUUAUAUAUGGUAUUUUACUUCUUGAUAAUGUUGAAAAAGAAUCAAUUAAGAAAUUAUUUAUUGAAGAAUAUGACAGAGUUGACUGUAACUAUAAAAAGAAAAAAAUUAAUCCAGUUUUUACCAUUCCAAACUUUGGGCCUCUCCCAUCAGUGAGUGACAUUUCAUCAGCCACUCUUGAUAUGAAAUGCCACAUUAUGUUGUUAACCUUAGGUUCAAACUUGGAGUUUUUAAAAGAAUUUCCUGAAGAGUUAAAAAUAGUUGCUAUUACCAUUGUGUAUUGGGUGAAGAAUGCUAACCCUCAAAUUCAUAAAGCUAUGGUGACAGCUUUGGUUGUAUGCAAUAUAUAUUUGUGGAUAAAAAUUUCAAAGGAUAAAACAGAGACAAAAAAAGUAUUUCUUCAAAGCUCUGCUGGAAAUCAGAAAAGUAUGUAUAAACUUAUUGAAGGUGCAAGUAAUGAAAUUUUAAGUAAAAUUAAUCAAAAUCUUACAAAAUUCUGUGGAAACCCAUCAUAUGAUUGGAAAACUAAAAUUAAUACCCCUGUUGUACAUAACUUCAAUCAAUUUCAAGUUACAUUGCGCUAUGUCUUACAUCUGAAUCAACUGCUUCAAGAACCUUUCUAUGCAACAAGUCCCUCUUUCAUAUUUUCUGGAACAUUUCUUUGCAAUUUAUUUCUUGAAAUUUGUGGCCGUGCAAACCCUCAGGAAUUCUUAUCAAAUUUGUUGGUUCCUGGUAGUGAGUUUGAAUCUCUUUUUAUUUCUUGUGAUAAUGCAUUUCAUUUGAUUUUGAAACCAUGCUAUAUUGCAGAACGGACUAUGAAAAAAAAGUCUCAGAAAAAGCGAAAGAAAAAAUCUCAGAAAAUACACAUGGCUGAGCAUGAAAACUCAGAUUUAUCCGACAAUAAUUCUGAGGUGAAUAUUGAUACUGAAAACCGGUUUAAUAUCCUUGCCUAAAGCUUUAAGAACUUCAUAUAAAAUAAAUUAACAUUUUUAUACUUCA